UGGCGUUUUCGCCCUUGCUGCGACCGCAUUGCUACAAAGUUUACAGUCGCCACAUUUGAAUGCUAGCAGCGGAGUUUUGAAGUUAUUACACUGUAGCAGCGCCCGAGACCGUUUUGUUUUUGGUCCAUUUCAGCUCGUCUUCAUGCUAACACGAGCCGGUGUUUGUGUUCUGGAGACGGGGAAGAGUCAGAGACCCGCAUGGAAAUAGCGCCCAGCUUUCCAUCUGAUGUCGAUUUACUGGUAGAACGGGGGUUUUGUGGUGCUGGUAGAUGUGACCAGCGUUGCAUGUGGAGCAUGUGCGCUCUCUUGCUUUAGUUUAUAUACAGUGUGGCGUUACACCGCUUCAGCGAGGCUUGUAUUUUCUUACAGAAACAUGCGCCUAAACCACCCAUAGUUUAUAUUUCAGCGUGGAAACAGCUCUAACGGACGGGUUUCUUUUGGUGGGGGGACGUAACCAAACACCACAUUGGUUUCUUGAAACAACAUGCCUAUUAGGCGUUUUGGGGGUUACAGGUCUCUGGUCUCUCACUCCCCAAAGCUGUCGUACGGUUUCGCGAAAAUGAACGUCUCAAAAAGUGGCUACCGAGUUUUUUCCGCCAACUCCACCACCGUCUGCACCGAGCUGGCCAAGAAGAUCACAGAACGCUUGGGUGUGGAGUUGGGCAAGUCGUUGGUUUAUCAAGAGCCAAAUGGAGAGACUCGAGUGGACGUGAAAGAGUCUGUCCGUGGACAAGACAUCUUCAUCAUUCAGACCAUUCCCAGAGAUGUCAACACGGCCAUCAUGGAGCUGCUGGUUAUGGCCUACGCCCUGAAGACGUCCUGUGCCAAGAACAUCAUCGGGGUCAUUCCCUACUUUCCUUACAGCAAGCAGUGCAAGAUGAAGAAGAGAGGAUCCAUUGUCUGCAAGCUGCUAGCAUCCAUGUUAGCUAAAGCCGGGCUAACUCACAUCAUCACCAUGGACCUGCACCAGAAAGAAAUCCAGGGCUUCUUCAGCUUCCCGGUUGACAACCUGAGGGCUUCCCCCUUCCUCAUCCAGUACAUCCAGGAGGAGAUCCCAGACUACAGGAAUGCAAUAAUUGUUGCAAAGUCUCCUUCAGCUGCCAAGAGAGCCCAGUCCUACGCUGAGAGGCUGCGACUCGGGCUGGCAGUGAUGCACGGGGAGGCCCAUCAUUCAGAGCUGGACAUGGUCGACGGCCGAAACUCACCCCCCUUCUCUCCCCCCCCGUCCCGCACCACCCAAGGACACACCGGCCUGGAGCUGCCAUGCAGCAGACCUCCUGCCCCAUUUCCUGGGAUAGAGCUCCCAAUGAUGAUGGCAAAGGAGAAGCCGCCAAUCACUGUCGUUGGAGACGUAGGAGGCAGAAUCGCCAUCAUUGUUGAUGACAUCAUAGAUGAUGUGGAGGACUUUGUUGCAGCAGCCGAAACCCUGAAGGAGAGAGGAGCCUACAAGAUCUACAUCAUGGCCACACACGGCCUGCUGUCUGCAGAUGCACCAAGAAUAAUAGAGGAGUCCGCCAUCGAUGAGGUGGUGGUGACCAACACUGUACCUCAUGAGGUGCAGAAGCUUCAGUGUCCAAAAAUCAAAACGGUGGAUGUCAGUAUGAUCCUGGCUGAGGCCAUCCGGCGGACCCACAACGGAGAGUCCAUGGCCUAUCUGUUCCGCAACAUCGCUGUCGACGACUGAGGCAACACACACUCUCACUCGCAUUCCUGCACACACACACACACACACACCGAUGACCAAGAACCUGUUGGUCCUGUUUGUUUUGCUGAUAAACAUGACAAGAGAUUGGUUAUAUUCCCUGCAUGUGACAUAUGAAGCAACUCAAAUUCUGCUUUAUUCCACUGUUGUUACAUAGUGGCACUGUACAAACAAUACAAACUGUUUCACUUCACUAAUACUGUAUAUGCUUCCUACAACCUAACAACAUAAAUAACACAAUGUAUGGUGUGCAGCCUCUCGGUACGCUGCAGGAUUUGGCAAAUAAAACAAUUCAUCUUGGGUGA
Messenger RNA from Anarrhichthys ocellatus (wolf-eel), 2007 nucleotides. Its product is annotated as phosphoribosyl pyrophosphate synthase-associated protein 1-like. Gene Ontology annotation, biological process: purine nucleotide biosynthetic process; 5-phosphoribose 1-diphosphate biosynthetic process. Gene Ontology annotation, cellular component: ribose phosphate diphosphokinase complex; cytoplasm. The transcript is spliced from 11 exons. The record is from RefSeq and is a predicted model, not a curated record. Bases 485 to 1684 code for a protein of 399 amino acids. Lineage: Eukaryota; Metazoa; Chordata; Actinopteri; Perciformes; Anarhichadidae. Gene Ontology annotation, molecular function: ribose phosphate diphosphokinase activity; ATP binding; magnesium ion binding.